AUGAGGAUGAUGAUGCUGCUGUUUGGCGGUGCUGCUGUUGAAGAUAAUGGAGAGGAUGAAGAAGAAGACUGUGAUGAGGAGGAUGAUGGUGGCGGGUUGCUAGCUAUCAGUGCCCUCAGGUCGAAGCCGCUCGCGCUCACUUCUCCACCUCCCCGCUUCCUCCGGACGCUCCUCGCGCCGUUUGCAUGGUGCCGCUCCCGCACAGCUCGCGCCGAACGCAGCAAAAAGCAGCAGCAGCAGCAGCCGCGAGAGCAGCGAUGUCUCAGUGACGUCUCGAUGUGGAUGAGUUCUCAUCAGCUAAAACUCAACCCCAGCAAGACUGACCUUCUGUUCAUCCCAGGAACUACGAGCCUUCACAACAAUCUCUCCAUCUCUUUCGAGAACUCACUGGUCACUCCAUCGGCAGAAGCACGAAGCCUUGGUGUAGUAAUGGAUGACCAGUUAUCAUUCUCGAGCCAUAUUGCAAAUCUGACUCGGUCAUGCAGAUUUCUCCUGUACAACAUCCGAAGAAUUCGACCGUUUCUGUCUCAGGAAGCCACUCAGGUGCUUGUGCAGUCUCUUGUCAUCUCAAGACUUGACUACUGCAACUCUCUACUGGCUGGUCUUCCACUGCGAGCCACCAAACCACUACAAUUAAUUCAGAAUGCUGCAGCACGACUCGUCUUCAAUCUUCCGAAGUUCAGUCAUGUGACUCCUUUGCUGCGUUCCCUCCACUGGCUUCCUGUUGUCGCCCGCAUCCGAUUCAAAACCCUGACGCUGGCCUACAAGGCAAAAAACGGACCAGCACCUUCAUACCUGAUGGCGAUGGUCAAAGCCAGAUCUGCACCAAGAGCUCUUAGAGCUUCCAGUACAGCUCGGCUCGAACCUCAAUCACUCAAAACACACAGAAAACAGACAUCCAGACUCUUCUCUGUGCUGGCACCAAGGUGGUGGAAUGAACUUCCACUGGAUGUCAGAACAGCAGAGUCACUCGCCGUCUUCAAACAUCGACUGAAGACGCAUCUUUUUAAAGAGUUC
Molecule: messenger RNA, 1017 nt
Organism: Astyanax mexicanus (Mexican tetra)
Lineage: Eukaryota; Metazoa; Chordata; Actinopteri; Characiformes; Acestrorhamphidae
Exons: 2
Source: RefSeq, a predicted model, not a curated record